Messenger RNA from Hordeum vulgare subsp. vulgare (domesticated barley), 820 nucleotides. RefSeq lists its product as uncharacterized. The record is from RefSeq and is a predicted model, not a curated record. The coding region runs from base 198 to 599 and encodes 133 amino acids. NCBI's taxonomy places the organism in Eukaryota, Viridiplantae, Streptophyta, Magnoliopsida, Poales, Poaceae. The transcript has a single exon.
AAUGCAAGCGAGGUGUAGGGGGGAGAUGGCGGUGUCUCACCUCCCGGCAAGCCGGGGAGGGGGCACGGCAACGUGGCCGCGACCACCAGCGACGAAAAGCUGCCGGCCGGUGCGCCGCGCCAUGAGUAGCCAUCGCCGGCUGCACCUCCCGCGCGCGUACGUACAAAAGCUCCUCAGCUGGCUGUCACCUGCGAGCCAUGGCGGAGGGGGUGCCCACCCCCACCCUGCAUGCAUGGUACAUACUCCUACAUGUGCACGACGCCACAGGGCCAUGCAUCGGCGGCAUCUGCGUGCGUGCAUGGCCGGACCGGGACGGGACGACAGGACACACGACCUUUCCUGUCGACCGCGCGCCGGUCGUCUCUACCGGCGCCGAGCACGUGGGGCCGUCCCCCAUGUUAUUCCCUUGCCCGUGGCCGGCCGUGGGGCUCCCCGGCGUCAUCGAUGCCCUUUUGCAUGGCCAUGGCGUCAACGUCGCCGUCGGAUCGAUGAUGAUAGAUCUACAGGGCGUCCGUCCGUCCGCCCGUCGACCAUGCAUGACCGACCGGUACGGUGUAACAUGUGUAGUCGCAUGUCGUGCUAGAAUACAGCUAACAUGAGUGGUGCUGGCUAGCUAUGUGGUACGUGUAUACAAGUGCCCACACGUUACAGCGAGGAAGGAUCUAUGGAGGUGCCAUGUGCGUCGAGGGAUGGAUGUUCUGGACAUGGAAAGAUACCACACAUCGCAUGUCCCUUUCCGAGUGAAUAGAACUGUCCCUUCUUUUUCAUUUAUUUCCAUGUAAGAGAAUAAAAAUGGGCACAUACAAGAUGUGUACAUGUU